GAAAUAGCACUUCUUUCGCUAGCUUCGCCUACGAAGGUUCGUGCUGUAACUUGUCGAAUAAGAUUACUGCAGUCAACUCGGCUUCAAUGAUUGCUACCCAGAAUUCCUUUCGGUUCAGUUGCGUAGGCUUGAGAUGGUCGACAACAACGUUUUUUGAAUUGACUGUAGUUGAAUAGUGCCAUUUCAUGUAGAUAUAGUCUUGCAUGAAGUGGUAACCCCCGCUUGCUACUUCGACAGUCUCUCUCAGUCUCUCUCUGCCAUAUCGAAGGAACGCCUGUUUACUUUAGCAAUCAAGGCUGACUCAAUAAUGGCGACUGAAUCUUUUUAUGGUCGUAAGCUUCCAGAAAAUCUCAUCGACUACCGCUCAAAUGAAUCAAAAGCUCGGCUGGUUCGCUGUAUAACUAAUGGCACUGCUGUUCCAUUUUUAUCUCUUUCGUCUUGCUUUAAUACUCAAACAGAACCAGCCUAUUGUGGUCCUUCAACUUUGGCUAUCAUCUUGAAUGCACUGCGGAUUGACCCUCAACGUUUGUGGAAAACUCCUUGGAGAUGGUUCACAGAAGAAUUACUGAAUUGUUGUCGUCCACUAGAAUUAGUAAAGAAAUAUGGUAUCACUCUAGAUGAGUUUCAAUGUUUAGCUACAUGUAACGGAGCAGUUUGUAAGAUACUUAGGCCGAAAGAUGACGAGAAAGAUUUCCAAGAGUUCAAAAGAGCUGUUUACUGUGUYUGUACCGAAGGAAGAGCUAWUGAGACCAUGAAUGAUGGUGAUCAGGACUAUGAGGUAGAUCACGAAAAUCCCAGCACAUUUAUUGGCAUAUCGUAUGAUCGCCAAACCUUAAAGCAGACUGGCUCGGGGCAUUUUAGUCCCAUAGCAGCAUAUGACGAGGAAACGGACUCAAUAUUGAUUCUUGACACUGCUAGGUUUAAAUAUCCCCCAUACUGGGUCCCUCUGGAGCUAGCCUUUCGCUCUAUGCUUCCUAUAGAUGCCGAGACUGGUAAAAGUCGGGGUUAUUUCUUGGUCAAGGCGAAGAAUCAGUUCCAGGGUCGUCGUGUGUGCUGUGUAUGGAAAGAGUUUCUUGAUGAUACGAAGAUGCAAGAUGAUCUGUCCAUGCCUCAUCCUGUUUAUAAUGCCAGUGAUAGUUGUCGUAAAUCAUGCGAAGAAGCAAAAUGUUUGCUUAACGAAAAUAGUCUUUCAGAAUCCAAAUAAGCUCACGGACUUAAGUUAAUUCACACAGCAGCAGUAAGGGGGACUCGCGGUCAAUGUCAAAGAUUUACGGGUUUUACAGGCGGUUUAAGGAAGGCGCCGGCAGCGGGAAUAAGCCGCGCGACAAGUCCUUACUGCUGCUGUGUUGGGAAUCAAAGAUAAGUGUUUAUAAAAAUGUACGAUAUAUAUACGAUGCAUGAAUGU
Molecule: messenger RNA, 1405 nt
Organism: Actinia tenebrosa (Australian red waratah sea anemone)
Lineage: Eukaryota; Metazoa; Cnidaria; Anthozoa; Actiniaria; Actiniidae
Biological process (GO): response to metal ion; phytochelatin biosynthetic process
Molecular function (GO): metal ion binding; glutathione gamma-glutamylcysteinyltransferase activity
Source: RefSeq, a predicted model, not a curated record